Messenger RNA from Etheostoma spectabile (orangethroat darter), 2349 nucleotides. It is a transcript of the gene osgep, whose product is annotated as O-sialoglycoprotein endopeptidase. The coding region runs from base 166 to 1173 and encodes 335 amino acids. Gene Ontology annotation, cellular component: cytoplasm; EKC/KEOPS complex. The transcript has 12 exons. The record is from RefSeq and is a predicted model, not a curated record. Gene Ontology annotation, biological process: tRNA threonylcarbamoyladenosine modification. NCBI's taxonomy places the organism in Eukaryota, Metazoa, Chordata, Actinopteri, Perciformes, Percidae.
GUCUGGGACCCCAAGCUUCAAAUAGAAUAGUUGCAGCUGCAGAAGUUUGCUGUAUGUUAGCACACAACGUUGCGAAUUGACGUUUUGUACAAUUAGUUUAUAAGUCGAACAGGCAGGAAUUUGAAUUAAUGUGACCGACCAAAGGAAAGCGAAAAGCUAGCUGCCAUGACAGUAGUAAUUGGAUUUGAGGGCAGUGCCAAUAAGAUCGGCAUCGGAAUCAUUAGGGAUGGUGAAGUGCUUUCCAACCCGAGACGGACCUACAUUACCCCCCCUGGUCAAGGCUUCAUGCCGAGUGACACCGCCAGGCACCACCGGGCUGUCAUACUGACUGUUCUGAAGGAGGCGCUGCAGCAAGCGGGGCUGAAGCCUGCAGACAUCGACUGUGUGGCAUACACAAAAGGUCCUGGUAUGGGUGCCCCUUUGGUAACAGUGGCUCUGGUGGCCCGUACGGUCGCACAGCUUUGGGGGAAGCCGCUCCUUGGCGUCAACCACUGCAUUGGACACAUUGAGAUGGGCCGACUCAUCACACAUGCUGACAACCCCACCGUGCUUUAUGUCAGUGGAGGGAACACGCAGGUUAUUGCAUACUCAGAGCGGCGGUACAGAAUAUUUGGGGAGACCAUCGACAUUGCAGUUGGCAACUGUCUGGACAGGUUUGCUAGAGUUAUAAAGAUUUCCAAUGACCCCAGUCCAGGCUACAACAUAGAGCAGAUGGCCAAAAAAGGGGGUCAGUAUGUGGAGCUGCCGUAUACAGUAAAAGGAAUGGACGUCUCAUUCUCUGGGAUUUUAUCCUAUAUUGAGGAAGCGUCCCAUAAGAUGCUGAGCUCGGGUCAGUGUGCAGCAGAGGACCUAUGUUUCUCCCUGCAGGAGACUGUGUUCUCCAUGCUGGUGGAGAUCACAGAGAGGGCCAUGGCUCACUGUGGCUCCAAAGAGGUCCUUAUCGUUGGAGGUGUUGGCUGUAACCUGCGUCUGCAGGAGAUGAUGGGGGUGAUGUGCAAGGAGAGAGGAGCCAAGUUGUUUGCCACAGAUGAACGGUUCUGCAUAGACAACGGAGCAAUGAUUGCUCAAGCCGGCUGGGAGAUGUUCAGGUCUGGGCAGGUGACGGCGCUGGAAGACUCGUGGAUUACACAAAGGUACAGAACAGAUGAAGUGGAGGUGACGUGGAGAGACUGAUGGAGCCACAUCUCGGCGCUACAUAUGUUGUUGCAGCAGGUCUGUCAUGACGAUGGGACAUUUUUUGUUGAGGUGGUUGACGACCAUAGAUCCCUGAUAGUAACCGUUCACCUGAAACAAAGCUGAGUGGAGGUCAGGUUUACAAUACUUCCUUAACAUUUACCCAGUUCAGCCUUUCCCUACAAAAAAAAUCUCUGGCACUUUAAUUUGGUGUUUAACUGUUGUACUUUAUCUGUCAGGAAGAUCAACAUGAUUUAACUGUACAGCAGUAAAACUUCAAAUUAAAAAAAGAUUAAGAUGGAACAUGUCAAGUUUAUUCAUUUUAUUAAGCAAUACUGUUCACUUACAUUCCUCCUCAUUCUCCAGUGUAAAUUUAUUUAUUCAAUACAUUUUCUUUCAAAAAUCAACAUACUGAACAUGGUGAGAUUCCUAAUGGUUUUAUGAGUAACAUUCACCCAAUUAGGGAACCAAAUAAAAACAAAAGGACACAGCAUUAAGAUCUGACGGGGUAAAGGGUGCCUUUGACUACACCCCCUCUGUAAACUGAAGACACAGAUACACAAAUCCUCUGCAUACAUGAACCAUCAAACUGAAGCAGGUACAAGACAGUCCAUUUUUAAUCAAAGGAGGGGGGAUAAAUCACUCUGGUGAGGGUUCCUUGCACACAGGGAUUGGUCAUGAUAGAUUUUUUUUAACAAAAGUGCUUGUUUGACCACUCGCUUUACAGAGGACAAAAAAAAGGUGAUAUACUGUAGCUUUCAAAAAAAAACGGGGGAGGGGGGGAAUUAAAUUACAGCUCCUGAUUGUUUUUAAAAAGACCAGCUCUACACAUACAAGAUAAAAAUGGUAAUGAGAGGCGAUGAAAACAGGUCUGAUUAAUUAAGGCAGGCUUCCUGUAAGGCGUUAAAAAAGUCCAUUGCAGUAAGAUCUCAAGGGAGUUAGUCCAAAGUGUCUCAGUGUGGCUUUGUGUGAAGACAUCAUCCUGAGUGCAGUGUGUGAGAACGGGACGCAUACAUUUGUCCAUCUUUACGUGUUUUAAUGUGCAUGUAUGUGUGUGUUGCAUGUGUGUUUUAUAUAUGCUUUGGGUUUCUCACACUGCUAGGCUGGGUGCUCCUGGGCCUCCUUGUACCAGACAACCUUUUUGGGAACUGCAAAAUAGAAGAAGAAAAAAAAAAA